This is a messenger RNA of Metopolophium dirhodum (rose-grain aphid), 1385 nucleotides long. RefSeq lists its product as uncharacterized. The transcript has 2 exons. The record is from RefSeq and is a predicted model, not a curated record. Bases 5 to 1315 code for a protein of 436 amino acids. Lineage: Eukaryota; Metazoa; Arthropoda; Insecta; Hemiptera; Aphididae.
GAUUAUGGCUUUAGAGUACGCAUUAAGCGAAAAAAAUAAGUAUUUACUUAUUUAUCAAUGUUUUUUACACGUAAAAGAACGAGAACAUGAAAAUAAAAUAUAUUGGAAAUGUUCAGAAUACAAAAAAAAUCACUGUAAAGGUCGCGUACACGUAGUAGACGAAAAAGUCACCAAAUAUAUUGAACAUAAUAAUCACGUUCCAAAUGCAGCAAAAAUCGAAGCAAAAAAAGUUAUUUCAAUUUUAAAGAAAAAUGCAUCACAAACAACUCUCAGCACACAUUCAGUUUUAGGAAACACAGUUAUGCAGGUAACAAGUGCAGUUUCCGCGGAAAUGUCGAGUGUUAAUACCUUGAAAAGGACAAUUCAACGUAUGCGCCAAAAGGAGGAAGCUGCACCGGCUAAUCCAAGUAAUUUCGAAUUUAUUAUACCAGAUCAAUAUAAGUAUAACUCCAAUGGCGAAUUAUUUUUAAAAUUCGAUAGUGGUCCUACUGAAUCUCGUAUUUUAAUAUUUACAACUCAACAAAAUUUAGAUUUUAUGAGCGAAUGUGAUAAUUGGUUUUGCGACGGAACAUUUUCAGUGGCACCCCCUAUUUUUUCUCAGUUAUAUACUAUACACGGGGUGUAUUAUUCCAACGUUAUUCCUAGUGUUUACAUAUUACUGCCAGAUAAAAAAGAAAAAACUUACCGUCACAUGUUUGAAAUUUUAAAAUCACUGAAACCAAAUUUAAAUCCAAAAAGUAUUAUGAUAGAUUAUGAAAGAGCAGCUUUAAAUGCUAUCGAAAUGGAGUUUUGUGAUACAGAGAUAAAAGGUUGUUUUUUUCAUAUGUCGCAAUGCAUUUGGCGUCAUGUACAAGAAUUGGUACCCGCAUUAGCAUUUAUUCCAGAAGCAGAUGUAAUUAAAUGUUAUGAUGCACUACUAACUACAAGUUACUACACAGAUAAUGAGGAUCUACUGGCGCCGCUGUUGGAUUAUUUCGAAAAAACAUGGGUAGGAAAAUUAGAUAGGAGAGGAAAAAGAAAACCGCCAAAAUAUGCAAUCACAUUAUUGAAUUGUUUUUCGAGAGUAAUCCAAGAUUUAGCUACAACAAAUAAUGCUAUAGAAGGGUGGCACAAUUGUUUCACAUCACUUAUAAAUGGUAAGCAUCCUUCAAUUUGGCGGUUUAUAGAUGCAUUAAAAAAAGAAGAGAGCAUAAACAGAUUCAAAAUCAAGCAGUACGUAGGUGGCAAUGAGCCUCCAAAAAAAAAAUUUACCGAGAUAGAGCGGCUAAAAUCAAAGAAAUAUGUACCAAUUAUAGCAAUAUUAUACAAAUAUUGAAGAUUUUCUUCGUGGCAUUGCAUACAAUUUUUAAUUGCAAGUUUAAUAUUUAGUGUUUAAUUCUUAUAUA